AGGACCACUGCACUGAACACAAUACAUACGGCAUGUGUACGGUACGUGAGCGCGUCAAUUCAAAAAGGUCAAAUGAACAACGAAAAUAUUUCUGAAUUGCUGUUCUUUUUGUCAGGAGUGUGAAAUGUAACUUACAUACAUCCAAAAUGCCACCCAAGCGGCGGACACGAGUAAAAGCUCAGGGAAAGCAGAAAUCUUCCAAAUCAAAAGAAUCAUCCUCAGAAGAUGCAGAGCAAUGUACAGCAGAAGAUAUUGCCAAGCGACUGGCUAAAAAGUACUUAUUGAAAUCCAGCACAGACACAGAACAGUCAGACCAUAAGGAAAAUGAAAAAGCUGCUACCAGGGUGGGCGAUCCUUACGAUGCAGACUUGAGUGACGUAGACACGGCUGCGUCUGUAGAUACAGCCAGCGAUAUGGAGUGCCAGGAGGCACAGCUUGUGCCUCGUAUUCUGUCUCCUUCCAGACGACCUAAUGUGCCGUCAACCCGCACAGUCACAAGUAAACAUGCAAACCCUUCCAAGUCAAACCGGAAACUUCAACAACCAGUCCAACCCUCGGCAAGGCAAGUUCAUCCAAGUUCUGCCAAGACUCUGCCUAGCCAUCGGCAUGACUCUAGAAGACCAUCGGCCACACCAGAGAAAACUGCCCCAGUCCGCACCCCAAAGGAACAGCAUCACUCACUCGAGAGUGACAGUGGGCUGUUUGUCUCCCCGUUCACAAGCCUGCCCCGACACUGCUUGCCCAAGAUGAACGCGUCCGACACAUCCACACCCACAUCCGCGUGCGGCGACAUCCGAUCAGACCUGAAUGACUCGUGCUUUGGCUUCGACAGCCUGAUGGCUCCAGAUCCCCUGGCUCCAAUCUCGCCCGUGGACCCCGUGUCGCCGCCCAGUCACGUUUCUCGUUCACGAUCUGCCCUCAGCGAUGUUUCAUUGACAGGAAACAGUAGUGCAUCCACUUCGUAUUCCGUCGUUAAGCCAGUGAAGCGGAAGGUGUCUGCAGCCAUGGAUGUGACAAGCCUUGUUCAGGAGAAGCCCCAGCCUGUCAAGAAACAGAAGAGACAGUUCAAGCGUGAUGCAGUUGUGCAUAAUUCACAGAAGUUGUGUAAAGCACAGGAGUGGGCGGCACAAAUGGCGGAGGAAUUUGAAGACAUUGAAAUGCAUGAACUCACCAUUGAGGCAUGACAAGUGGCAUACUUUAAAGGUGCAGUAGACGUACAGUGGGCCCUGUACCAGCUUUGCAGCCUACCGUACAGUGACUGAUUAGAAGCAAAUGGAGAUAUUUGCAACAAAAGUUAAGCAUCGCAUUAUACACAGCAGAUUGUAUGGUCAAUUCUUGAACCUUGUGAAAAAACAACAGUGAUGUGCAUUUAACACGUGAGAAGUUUCAGCACAGAGUGUCAUACAGGUCGCCGGUCGCACCACGAAGUGACGUAUGGUGUGCACAAAGUCCACAGAUGGUACGUCACUUGGUGGUGCAACCAACGAGGUGUGUAUGGAAAACCUUUGAGCUGUUAUUAGACUGAAGAUAUAUCCAUUGGUGAAAUUUGAUGAUGAUUAGUUUGACUAAAGAUGAGCCUGGAAUAUGGU
Patiria miniata (bat star) is the source of this 1589-nucleotide messenger RNA. RefSeq names its product mediator of DNA damage checkpoint protein 1-like. The record is from RefSeq and is a predicted model, not a curated record. The transcript is spliced from 6 exons. Lineage: Eukaryota; Metazoa; Echinodermata; Asteroidea; Valvatida; Asterinidae. Bases 147 to 1184 code for a protein of 345 amino acids.